This is a messenger RNA of Cyclospora cayetanensis, 1224 nucleotides long. RefSeq lists its product as uncharacterized. Bases 1 to 1224 code for a protein of 407 amino acids. Lineage: Eukaryota; Apicomplexa; Conoidasida; Eucoccidiorida; Eimeriidae. The transcript has 3 exons. The record is from RefSeq and is a predicted model, not a curated record.
AUGCCUUCGCCUCCAAAAAAGGACCAAGAAGACAAAACGGCGAUCCUUAGUUCUGAUGCAGGAAACGGGACAGGAAUGUCUUCGUCCCUGGAAGGGGUCUCGGUCGUGGGCUACGGAGGCAGCAGCAUUCUCAAUAUACGCAGAAAUGACGCAUACACAUGGGCUCGCUUGCAGUGCUGGGAUCUGGUACUGCUUCUGCAACUGGGGACGUUGUGCUUGCCCUCUCUUAUCGCCCCAUCCGAUGCUUCUCUCCCGUCUUACACGUCCAACUACUACGCGUCCAUCUGGCCUCUCUGGGUGCUUGCUUCAGUUCACCUGUCAUGGUGCCUGCUGCUGGGGCUGAUGCUCCUGAGGGACUCGCUACUGCAGCAAAACACCGUCACGCGCGUUCUUGUCCACAUGUCCGAAAUUCAUGCGGUCGCCUUCCUUUUGUUCGUUGUUUCUCUCUCCCAGUGGCUCUCUGCACAUCUCAACACGCGCUUUGUGAUAUUCGUGUCUUCUGGCGUCGUGUGCUUCUUCUUGAUGCUGCUUUUCGCCGCCUUUGUAUCCGUCUGCUUCAUGGCCAACCACACGCAGGCCACUGCAUACGACGUAGAGCAGGGUGCCAACUCCCAGGGGGCCCCCGCAGGUCUCGUCUCCUCAUCAGCAGCAACAGCUAGAGCAGCUGCUGCCGCCAUGGGGCCUCCCCUCAUGUGCGAUAUGAAGCUGACGCUGGAGAGGGUCAGCGAGCACUUCUACAAGAUACGAGGGUCCCCUGAAGAGCCGGGAGAAGUGGCAGCCGUGGCAGAGCAGCCGUUGCCGGGGAACGCACCAACCGAGAGCGGGCGUACUGCCCAGGAGAGAGGCUCGAAAAUCUCCGAAAAUGCUUCCAGGGAAGGUUCCCCGCAAGGUGAAAUCAGCCUCGCGCAGGGACCAAAUCCGGAGAGCUCAGAGACGGGCAUGCAUGAGGGAGUCGAAGGCCUCAUCACAGUACCCACAGCAGCAGCACAUGCAGAUGCUGCAUCACAAGCGGCUGUCGCUAUUGGAGAAGCCGAGGAGGCCCCACAACGCGAAGCAGAGCUGUGCAUCAUCUGCUGCAACAAUGGUGCCGGUGCAUGCAGGAGUGGCCUCUGUCCGACUUGCCGAUGUCCUGUGAAAGGCGUUGUCGAGUUAAAAGGAAACGAAGCAAAUCAGGCGCAACAAACAACGCAACUCGAGGGAGUUGUCAGGGAUGUAGGCAACUGA